AUGUUUGGACUACGACCAGAACAGAUCGAUGAAGGAGGACAGAUUCUACAGCAAUUGGCUAAUGAUUGGCGUGAAUUGCUUGCUGGAAGUGAGGGUUUCUUGACCGAUAGGAAGCGUCGCAGUUUGUUUAAGCAUAAUGUUGUCUGGGGUGAACAGGAUGUCAUGGGUAUGUUAUGCAUCCACUAUCGACGAAUACUUUGCCAUGUCAACAACGUCACCUAUGUUCGAUAUGCCGAGACCGCCCGAGUGAACUGGACGCGAAACAUCGGAACCUACAUCGAUCCUGCAAAUAAGAGAGAAUGGAUAAAUCUGGUUGGCUCUACGGGGGUCGGUCUCAUCCUGCGAAGCAUCAAGCCCAUGACAUCACCCGACAAGAUAACUGUCUACCAAAGGCUAGUCCCCGACCCAAACUCAUUCCUCUCCAGACAAUCUGCAUUCCAGCUGCAGGUCAUGAUCCUCUCGGAAGCCAAGCAACGUCCCGCUGCUCGUUGCCACGAGGAUAUUGUCACAUAUGACUACAAGAGGAACCAGAAGACGCACAAUCUUCCUCCUUUUGUCAUGGAACAGUUUAAGGUCAUCUAUGAAUUGCAGGAACAAGCCCAGAAGGAAUGGCAGCAGCAAAUUGCCGAGAUUGAGAAUCGGGUGCGGACUCUUGAACUUGAGAGCUGGGAUCGUGUGGAUGCCAUUGAGGAUAAUGGGUCUUCUUAA
Molecule: messenger RNA, 708 nt
Organism: Penicillium arizonense
Lineage: Eukaryota; Fungi; Ascomycota; Eurotiomycetes; Eurotiales; Aspergillaceae
Product: thioesterase family protein
Exons: 5
Coding region: 1-708 (235 amino acids)
Source: RefSeq, a predicted model, not a curated record